UCAUACCAAAGUCCAAACUGAUUCAAACCAAAUCCAAUUGAAGUCUAGACAAAGGCAUACGCAGUUAACAGUUGCUAGAAGACCUUGGACAUGUUUACAACUUUUUAGCCGGUUUUGUCCCUAAUCAUUCAGCAUUGGCUAAUAUCUAACACGAAUGCAUGUAGGUCAGUUCCCGAACUCAGAGUCAAUUUAUUCCCAGUGUUCAUUUAGCUACCCCAACAAUUUAGAGUAAACCAACUUGUUGACUCGGCUAAUUAGGCGCCUGAGUGAUUAAUCAAUAACUAAUAUCUAAUUUCUAAAUCAAAUAUAUUUUGUUGGUGCACUUAGUAAAUUGAAAAGCUAUCUGUGCUGGCUGGUUAGUUUGUGACAGCAUGUCUGGCAGUCGCAACGUGCGCUUAUAUUUGUGUGUCCUGUACAGGUUGGGCAUGCUGUGUGCCCAGUUCGAUGAUCGCGAGUGUUUGCUACAGUCAACGCCCGGCAGUGAGCGCUACGCGCUUUUUCACAUGCUGAUCGUACUGAUCGCAGCAUUCGCUGGCUUCAUCUACGUCUGCCUGCGGCCUCAAGAGCUCUACAUGGGCAUUUACAACGAUACAGGCAACUACUAUGAACUAUUCAAUAUACGGAGCUUUUGUGUAGGUCUCUGCCUGCUCCAUAUAUGCCUCUAUAUACGACGUCAGCGUCACAUCGAGUUGGUUCAGAAACUACUUCGCCUGCAUCGCUUGUGCCCCGAUGCGGCCUUGGAGCGUUACUUUCGGCGCAACUUCAAUGUCUACGUAGCUCUGGCCGUGCUCUGCUUGGUGAACUAUUUGAAUGGCUAUGCCCGGGCGGGCCUAUCCAAAGUUCCCACUCUACUCUAUAUUGUUGUGUAUUUGUAUAGCUUCUCGGCAAUGUGCCUGUUGCUGGUGUUCUUUGUCUGCUUGCAGCAUAUUGUGGCAGCAGGCUUGGCGAAAUUAAACAGCCAGUUAGUGGAGAAUAACUCCGUGUCAAAUUGUAAGCAUUUGCUCUACAAAAGACACCGUCUCUUGGAUAUUGUUGCCGUGGAGCUAAUUGCAUGUUUCGGAGUCCUAAUACUGCCCAUUGUACCACUCGUCCUAUUUCUGGCCCCCUCUGGUCCACUCUUCCUAAUUAGCACUGUUAUGGAGGGCAAAUUAAAAAAACCUUUCGAGUUCACCAUUUAUUGCAUAACCUCCUGUCUAUGGAAUAUUCCUUGGCUGGCUAUGAUAACGUUUAUGUUACGGUCGAAUGUGAUCACAACUGAAGCCAAUAAAACAGCUAAAAUACUUGCAAAAAUACCUAGAACUGGCUCUGGACUGGACAAAAUGGUUGAAAAGUUCUUGCUCAAAAAUCUGCGCCAGCAGCCAAUACUCACAGCCUACGGAUUUUUCGCACUCGAUAAGAGCACACUCUUUAAGCUCUUUACAGCCAUAUUUACAUAUAUGGUCAUAUUGGUGCAGUUUAAGGAAAUGGAAAACUCAACCAAGUCUUUGCAGAAACCAUAAUUUGAAAUCAUUUUGCCUAACUUAUCUUACUAUAUUGUGAAGUGUAUAAAUAAAAGUGUACUUUUU
Molecule: messenger RNA, 1565 nt
Organism: Drosophila mojavensis
Lineage: Eukaryota; Metazoa; Arthropoda; Insecta; Diptera; Drosophilidae
Product: gustatory and pheromone receptor 39a
Exons: 4
Coding region: 372-1499 (375 amino acids)
Biological process (GO): sensory perception of taste
Cellular component (GO): dendrite; neuronal cell body; axon
Source: RefSeq, a predicted model, not a curated record